AUGAGACUAAGAAAAAUUCUGCUCGGCGCUUUUCUUGGUGUGGAAGCAUCAAGUUCUGGCUGCCCUGACCCAAUAAUCUGGUACCGUCUCCGCUUCGAAAGCGCUGUAAAUUUCGUCAGCUGCUCAGAAAACAAAGUUUCAAAAAAUACGACAAUCAUUCAAAAUGCCAGGUCCGUUGCCCCCUGGGAUGAAGUCCACCGUCGAUCAGGUCAUUUGCGAAUGUACAGAAAUCAACAACCACUAUGUUUCCUGCAAAUGGUCGCCGAAUAA
Oikopleura dioica is the source of this 270-nucleotide messenger RNA. NCBI's taxonomy places the organism in Eukaryota, Metazoa, Chordata, Appendicularia, Copelata, Oikopleuridae. The record is from the annotation of a GenBank genome assembly.